CGCCCCACAGCGCCCGCUGCCCUUAGGCUGCGCUUCCUGGUGAAGCAGCUGGACUCGGGCGAGGUGAACGUGGAGGAGCUCAAGCGGAACCUGGAGUACGCGGCCUCCCUGCUCGAGGCCGUCUACAUCGACGAGACCCGGCAGAUGCUGGACACGGAGGAUGAGCUGCGGGAGAUGGGCUCGGAUGCGGCCGUGCCCUCGGAGGUGCGGGAUUGGCUGGCGGCCACCUUCACGCAGCAGGCGCGGGCCAAGGGCCGCCGGGCCGAGGAGAAGCCCAAGUUCCGGAGCAUCGUGCACGCGGUGCAGGCCGGCAUCUUCGUGGAGAGGAUGCUUCGCCGGUUGUACACAGCCGUGGGGCCCACUUACUCCAGCUCCGUCCUCAACUGCCUGAAGAGCCUCGAUGUGUGGUGCUUCGAUGUCUUCACACUGAACCAGAUGACGGAGGAGCACUCCCUGAGGACCAUCGUCUUCGAGCUCCUCACCCGACACAACCUCAACAGCCGCUUCAAGAUCCCGGCUGUCUUCCUGAACACGCUGCUGGAUGCACUGGAAACGGGCUAUGGGAAGUACCGGAAUCCCUACCACAACCAGGUCCACGCUGCCGACGUCACCCAGACCGUCCACUGCUUCCUGGUCCGCACGGGCAUGUUGCACUACCUGACGGAGCUCGAGGUCCUGGCCAUCAUCUUCGCGGCCGCCAUCCAUGACUACGAGCACACGGGCACCACCAACAGCUUCCACAUCCAGACCAAGUCAGACUGCGCCAUCCUGUACAACGACCGCUCGGUGCUGGAGAACCACCACAUCAGCGCCGCCUUCCGGCUCAUGCAGGACGAGGAGAUGAACAUCUUCGUCAACCUCACCAAGGACGAGUUCGUGGAGCUGCGGGCGCUGGUGAUCGAGAUGGUGCUGGCCACAGACAUGUCCUGCCACUUCCAGCAGGUCAAGAGCAUGAAGACGGCGCUGCAGCAGCUCGAGAGGAUCGACAAGUCCAAGGUGUUGUCGCUGCUGCUGCAUGCAGCUGACAUCAGCCACCCCACCAAGCAGUGGUCGGUGCACAGCCGCUGGACCAAGGCCCUCAUGGAGGAGUUCUUCAGGCAGGGGGACAAAGAGGCCGAGCUGGGGCUCCCCUUCUCGCCGCUCUGCGACCGCACGUCCACGCUGGUGGCCCAGUCCCAGAUUGGGUUCAUCGACUUCAUCGUGGAGCCGACCUUCUCCGUGCUGACCGAUGUGGCCGAGAGGAUGGUGCUGCCCACGGCCGAGGAGGGCACCAAGGGCAAUGGCAACGCCGUGGGCAACCAGCAGGGCAGCUCGCAGUGGCGGCAGCCGGGCCUGGAUGAACACGUGGACGUGGGGGACAUCAAGGCCAACCUGGCCACGUUCCGCUCCACGUGGCUCAAGUACCUGCAGGAGAACAAGCAGAAGUGGAAGGAGCGGGCAGCGAGCGGCAUCACGGACCAGUCAUCCAUUGAUGAGCUCUCCCCCAGUGAGGAGCAACCGGGGCCCGACCAGCACCGGCACAACGGGGACGUGGAUUAAUGCGAGGUGGGAACACUGGGAAUACCGGGAACAGC
This is a messenger RNA of Neopsephotus bourkii (Bourke's parrot), 1574 nucleotides long. RefSeq names its product phosphodiesterase 1B (gene PDE1B). Lineage: Eukaryota; Metazoa; Chordata; Aves; Psittaciformes; Psittacidae. Gene Ontology annotation, molecular function: 3',5'-cyclic-nucleotide phosphodiesterase activity. The record is from RefSeq and is a predicted model, not a curated record. The annotation marks the transcript as partial. Gene Ontology annotation, biological process: signal transduction. The transcript is spliced from 13 exons.